Molecule: messenger RNA, 1308 nt
Organism: Onychostruthus taczanowskii (white-rumped snowfinch)
Lineage: Eukaryota; Metazoa; Chordata; Aves; Passeriformes; Passeridae
Gene: SPATA16
Product: spermatogenesis associated 16
Biological process (GO): spermatogenesis
Cellular component (GO): Golgi apparatus
Source: RefSeq, a predicted model, not a curated record
AUGGCGGGGUGUCUCCCAGCCAGCCGCCCGUCUAUCCAUCCAUCCGCCAGCCCAGCGAGCAGCCGCCGCCGCCGCGCCGGAGCCGCGCUCCGCUCCCCGCGGCACCUCCUGCGCGCUCACACCGCGCCGUGCGCGCCCCCGCGGGGGAUGCGCGGCCCCGCCGGGGUGGGGGGGGACGCGCAGAGUUUGCCCCGCUCCGGGCGCGCCGAGGUGCGGGCGGUCCGCGCUGCCCCCGGCCGCUGCCGCACGCUCCGCCGCUGCUCCUCCCUGCCCAUCGCCCUCCCUGCCCAGGCAGCCGGGCGCGGGAAAUCAGAAAACAAUGAAAAACAAGCUAGGACAAAAGAAGAAACACCAUUAGAGACUGGCAAGUGGAUAUUCCCAAGACCUCCACUUCAUAUUUCUGUGUCAAAACUAACGGGAAUGGAAACAGAGUCACUUUGCUCUAAAGGCAUUGCAGUAGAUGAUCCCUUGAAGACAUCUCCAGAUGAUAUUUCCACUAUAGCCACUGAUAUUGAGGCAGAGCUUCUAAUCUGCUUCUUGGAAACUGGGGAAGCCUGGUAUUGCUAUGGAAUAAUUCACACAGGGAGCAUUAUUCUGAACCCAGCCUCUCUCCAGAAUCACCUACACCAAGCUGCUUGCUCUUGGUGCUUACAGAGAGAUUCUGAAGCUGCAGAAGUAUCUUUUUCAGUUAUGUACACACCAUUUGUGAAAGGAGACAAGGCUGACAAAAUAAAGGAGGCAAAUAAAAACUUUGCUAAAGAGCACCCUGAUUACAUGCAGCUCAUAUUCACAGAUCCUCAUGGAAUUCACACAUGGCCAGACAGGGUUGAGUCUCUGCCUGCCUGCCCAGCAGUACUCACUGACUGUGGGUUUCAGAAACAAAAAAACUUGGAAAGGUCUGUAACUAGAAAACUGCCAAUAUUUUCAGACCAGAAGGCACCUUUCAGUCCUACCAUGGAAGAAGAAACAAAACAAUCUGGGGACAGAACUGGGAAAAACAUUGUCAUGGAUUUUAUAAGAAGCACCACUCUGGUGUCCAGUGUGAUGGAGAGGUUCCAUUUCACCAACCUCCCUGGCCUCUGGCAGAGGGAGGAGGAGCAGCCCCAAGUGAUGAAUCAAGUGAUGGCUGAGCUGGUGACCAUCCGCCUGCAGGAAGCCACUUGGGAGGAUGCAGAGCUGCUGCAGUCACUAAUGGCUGAUGCCAUGGACAUCCUUGAAGGAAAAAGUGAAGAACAUGUGUGGACUAAAACUGAGAAGCUAAAAAGCAGCAGCAAAGGGCAGGAGAGUAUAUUGCUCCCUAGGGAGUAA